This is a messenger RNA of Impatiens glandulifera, 4578 nucleotides long. RefSeq names its product disease resistance protein RPS2-like. NCBI's taxonomy places the organism in Eukaryota, Viridiplantae, Streptophyta, Magnoliopsida, Ericales, Balsaminaceae. The record is from RefSeq and is a predicted model, not a curated record. Gene Ontology annotation, molecular function: ADP binding. The coding region runs from base 53 to 4180 and encodes 1375 amino acids. The transcript is spliced from 6 exons.
UUUAAGAAAGAAAGAAAGAAGAACACAGAGAAAUUGAGAACAAAUCACACAAAUGGCAGAAAAGGUUGCUUUGAGUGUAGGAGGAAAGAUCGCAGAGUGGUUGUUUGAGCCAAUUCAACGAGAACUUGGCUAUCUCUUCUGCUUUAACAAUAACUUUCAAGUGCUGGAAGCUAAACUCGGUGAACUAAAAGCAACUAGAAUCGAUGUACAAGGAAGGGAAGAUGCAGAAGAGAGGAUGCGGAAAACCCUGGGUGAAUCCGUCAAGUUGUGGAUUAAGGAUGUUGAUGUAAAAAUUGUUGAAACAGAGAGUCUUAUCAAUGAUAAGGCAGAGCUUCAAAAAGGGUGUUUCCCCAUCAAAUGGUGUCCUAAUAUAAGCUUGCGCUUUUCAUUGGGCAGGAAAGGGAAGAAGUUAUCUCUCCUUCUCGUCGAGCUUCUUAGACGUGGUGGUGAGCUGCCGAGCGAAGGUUAUGACUUGCCCGUGCAGCCCAGAAGCUGCUGGAGAAAAUACAAUGGCGAUGAUUUGGAUUUCGAAAGUCGAAAAAAGAUUAAGGAAGACAUCAUUGAGAAGUUACUAGAAGAAGAGAUAAUGUUAAUAGGGAUAUGCGGAAUGGGAGGAGUUGGAAAGACCACUCUCGCCAAACAAGUCCUCCAAGAGGUAAGCCACUAUCAUAAGCAUUUAUUUCCAAUUGAAGUCCCAAUUUCGAAUAGUCCCAAUUUCCAUGAUAUCCAAGAACAAGUCGCACAGAUGUUAGGGUUUACGCUUAAGGAUGUAGUGGGUAAUCCUUUAAGAGCAAAACGUUUACAAAACGCUUUCAGUAACAAGAAAGUUGUCGUAUUAUUGGAUGAUGUUUGGAAAAUGUUUGAUUUAAAUGAUUUUGGUUUUCCGUUUACAAAAUCAGAUGUUGGGUGUUGCUGUAAAAUCAUUUACACAUCUAGAUACGAAAAUUUAUGGUCAGAUCUGUCUCAUGAAAUCUUCUCUCUUGAAAUAUUAUUACAUGAAGAAGCCUUGAAUUUGUUUACAACAAAAGUCAAUCUGUCCAGUGAUGAUGAUGAUUUCCAUCAGAAGAAUAAAAUAGCGAGGGAAAUUGUUGAUAAAUGUAAAGGACUUCCCCUUGCGCUUAACACAGCAGGAGGUGCUCUCAUAAAAAAAGCCACACAUCAAUGGGUUAAUAUGCUAAACCGGUUGAUGAAACACAACGAACAGGAUCGUGUGGUACAUGAGGUCUUGGAGACGAGUUAUGACUUCUUAGAAAAACCCAAUGAAAAGUUUGUGUUCUUACUAUGCUGCUUAUUUCGAGAAGACGCAUAUAUUUCUGUUGAGACGUUGUACCGUUAUGCGGUGGGUUUGCAACUCUUUGAAAAUACAACGGACACAGAAGAAAUAAGUGUUGGCGUGCACACUAUCGUUGACGACUUAAUAAUAAAAAGUUUGCUGAUAAAGGUUAAAGACCUCGACGACGAUUACGAUGACGGAUAUCGUGUGGUGAAGAUACAUGAUGUGGUGAGAGACGUGGGAAUUUCAAUUGGAAAACAAGAACACCGUUUUAUUUCUUUACAGUUAUGGAAGAAUGGUCUAGAAGUCCUUGAUAAGAUGGAAUUUCAAGGAGGCUCAAAAAUGGAACUACUACGGUUGGAUCAUAUGGAUCACAGUUCAAGUUCUUACAGAACAAAUAUUAAGAUAUCAGAAAAUUUAUUUAAAGAAGCGGAUAAUCUCAAAGUUCUAUAUAUAGUAAGCAGUUGGAACAAGAUUAGUGAGUUUCCAUUAUUUUCUUCAAAGUUGAAGAUGUUAUCCUUAGAGAGAUUGCAUUUAGAUAUGAUUUUCAUUGGACAUAUUAAAUGUUUGGAGAUCUUUUCUCUUCGAAGAUCACACAUAAAAGUUUUGCCACACGAAAUAAGUGAGUUAAUAAACUUAAGAGUGUUGGAUUUGACUUUGUGUGAGUGUUUCAUAAGAAAUGGUAUUCUUGGGAGCCUUACUAAUCUACAAGAAUUGCACAUGUGGGGGAGUUUUAAAGAUUGGAAGCUACAAAAAGAAGACGUGAAUAGUGAAGACAGAAAUGCAGCCGGACUUCAUGAGUUAAAUUGCUUACAUAAAUUGUGGAGAUUGGAAUUGGAAGUACCCAACAUUGAACAAGUGCCGAGAGGUGUUGAGCUAUUUUCUUCUUCAACCUUAAAGCAAUUCAAGAUAAAAAUAGGAGGAAAAAGAGUAAAAGGGCAAAUUGGGUUAAAACGUGGAGAAAGACUACUGAUGUUGGAGAAUGUUAGUUUCUUACCCGAACUUGGGUUCUUAUUAGAAAAAGACUUUACUCACUUAAAUAUAUGCGCUGAUUCUGGAUUGUGGGAGAAGAUGGAUAUAAACAAAUUCCUAUCAUUGAAGAAUAUUGUGCUUAAACAAUGUGGAUCUCUUUUUCCACCGUCCUCUAUGCAGACUUCUGAACUUGGGCGUUGUUUGCGGCGUAUUGAACUAUAUGAAUGCAAUGAAAUGACACACUUAUGUUCUACAUCAAUAUCAAGGAAUCUCACAAAUCUUCAAGUUCUUGUUCUCGGAGAUUGUAAAUUGAUGGAAGAAGUUGUUAGCUCUUGCGAUAAGACAGAACAACUCAAUAAAAUUGAGUUCAAUGCUUUGGAAACUCUUAAGCUUCUUUACUUGCCUAGUCUAGAAUGUUUUUGUAAAAGAAUAAACGAGAUUCAUUUCUAUAAACUGAAAACAUUGGAGCUAGAAGGAUUGAAGCAAUUUAUCUUCCCAACUAAGUUGGAAAUACCUUGUCUAGAAGAGCUGAGUAUGACAUUGAUAUCUAAUCCAAAUAUUGAAACUUUCUGCUCGUCGUCACCAUCACUGCAAAAGUUGAAUAUUGAUAACUGUGAUAACUUCCAAUAUUUUGACUUCUCUGAUAGCUUGGUGAUAAAGGUUAUUUCUCAUCUUAGAAAUUUAACCAUUAAAAAUUGUACAAAGUUGAAAGGAGUAGUAGGAGUAACAACGGGGGCAGAAGAGCAACAGAGAAAAUCAAUUGAAUUCCCUAAUUUGUCAACAUUGGAACUUGAAUCCUUAGUCGAACUCGCGAGUUUUGUCAUCGAUGUCAGCAAUUUGGGUGACAAAGAGGAAAAGUCGGAAAAUGCACUAUUUUAUCAAGAUGAUUAUCAGGUCUCGUUUCCCUGCUUAGAAGAUUUGCAAAUAAAGAAUUUGUCAAAGAUAAAUUAUAUAAUAGGAAGGAAACGUGAACAAUUAAGAGGACAUCAUGAUCAUGAUGAUACCGAGGAAGGCCAUGGAAGGAAAAUUCAACAACCCAUAUUAUUAUUAUUAUUAUUAUUCCCUAAUUUGAAAACAUUGAAGCUUGGUGAUUUAGAGGAACUCGUGAGAUUUGUUGGAGUGAUGAACAACAAUAUGGACAACAAUUGCAAAAAUCAAAAUGCACUCUUUCAUCUCGAUGAUGAUGAGGUCUGGUUUCCUUGCUUAGAUGAGUUGGUGAUAGAGGGAUUGUCAAAGAUAAAUUAUAUAGUAGGAUGGAAAGAAGGAGAAGGACAUCAUCAUCAUCAUAAGAUAUUUCCUGCAUUAAGAUGGUUGAAAUUGGAUAAAUUAAGCAAUUUAAUACAUGUGUAUGAAAUCAACCAGCAGCCAGGACUAGGAGUGCUUUUAUUUCAAAACUUGACAUCCCUGCAAAUUGGUGAAUGUGGGAAAUUGAGAUAUUUGUUUUCGGAGAAUAUAGGUAGAGUCGCUGGUAGACAACUUGAGGAACUAACAAUUAGUCGUUGUGGAAUGAUGGAAGUGGUGAUGAAGAAUAUUGAGGAUGAUGAUGAUAAAACUGAAGGAGGAAGAAGUAAUUCUCUCGGAAAUAGUCAUUUCUUUCCACUCCUUAAGAGAGUGUACUUAUUGAAUCUAUCAGGUUUGAGGAGCUUCAGUGAAGUUGCUUAUACUUGGGAGUUGCCAUCACUAGAGUAUCUCAAUGUAUUAGUCUGCCUCAAGCUAGAGGCACUCUCUCCCGGCUAUUUGGAUUCUCCAAGGCUGGAAAUUCUUCAUUAUAGUCGCAAUAAUUAUUAUGAUAGAGAAGUUGUAAAUGUAAAGAAGACUUGGAAAGGUGACGUUAACAAAGCAUUGCGUCAUUUAUUUAUCAAGACAUACAAAGAAGAAGAACCAGUAAAGAGACUAGAGAACAUGGAUAAGAAUCAGAAGAUGAUGAAGAAUUAGAAGAUUUGGGGGGUAAUUAAUAUUCCAGUAAAAGAAAGUCUAGCCAUAUUAAUGGGGAAGCAUAAUUAAUGCAUGCUGCAGAUUGGCAUGAAUUAAGAGAAACCGGGACGAAGAAGACAAAUAUAUAUUGCUCAAUUAAAGAUUCUUCUUUCUUGCUCCCUCACUUUUCAAUUUGAUUCUUUUGCUCAAACUGUAUUAAUUAUUCCUCCUAUUUAUAUAUAUACCUAAAUAACUGUUUUGAAUUAACUAUUUACUCAUCAAUUUUCAUUCUAUUUUAAAUUAGUAUUUGUUUUAUUUUAAAUUAUAUCUUCCAAAAGUUCGUGGCUUGGGGCAUGUUACAAUUCGAAUAUACUUGAAAAUGUUUAAGAAGUGUUUAAAUACAAUUAUUAUUAUUAUUA